Molecule: messenger RNA, 9526 nt
Organism: Girardinichthys multiradiatus
Lineage: Eukaryota; Metazoa; Chordata; Actinopteri; Cyprinodontiformes; Goodeidae
Gene: mast1a
Product: microtubule associated serine/threonine kinase 1a
Exons: 27
Coding region: 1057-6138 (1693 amino acids)
Biological process (GO): peptidyl-serine phosphorylation; intracellular signal transduction
Molecular function (GO): magnesium ion binding; protein binding; protein serine/threonine kinase activity
Source: RefSeq, a predicted model, not a curated record
CCUUAUCAACCGCGGUCUGGUUCACAGUCUCUGGUCGCUGAGGGGUUAAACGUCGUGUGGUUGUAGGAAGUGGGUGGUAUACGAGCCGAGGAUGGAGCGAUGUCUGUGUGGCAAGCAGAGAUCCCUUUGAACCGGAGAAGCGACGGUAUAUCGGAGGAGACCAACCAUGGAGUGAACACACCGCUCACCGGAUGACAAAAAUCCGCGUCCCAGGGAAGUAAAAUGAGAAGCGAUCGUCCUGUUUCCACCGCCGGUGUUUGAAUCUUGCCGUAUGCAGUCGCUGCAGAUUUCAUUUGAUGGUGGCGUUGUAAGUGUGUAGAUGUUUCAAAUGAUGAAGGCUCGUAAUUAAAUGUGCGACAAGCGCAGUGCACUAAUAAAUGCAAUGAGCAAAUAGACUGAUCUGAACGGUUUGGCGCAUUAAGAGGACUUCGGGUGUCAGGUGUUUUGUAGAUGACAGAAUCACUAAGAUACACGAUAUUGCAAGAAGAAGAAUUCAGUGUCCAACCAACAGAUGUGAAGGAAUUGUUUUGCGUUGGAUCGUUGCACAGCGUGCCUGGAAGCGAGGACCUCUGCAAACUUGUUUGAGCUAUCUAAUCUGUAGUGUGAUAACCUUCGGUCUGGCCGUCUGGGUUCCUUUCCUUGCAAGGACUCGUCUCUAACACUCAGCUGGACUUCAGUUCAACCUUCUGAUCUCUCCAUGCUGUCUCCCCACCAAAGACAGCAUGUCUGACAGCAUGGAGUGUCUGCUCGGGUGGAACACAGGAGCUACACUUAAUUAUGAGCCUUGUUCAAAGAUGAGUGUGUUGUUUUAGCUGUAAACCAACGCCUCGUCUAUGUUUCGCAUUUCUAUUUAUAACAACAGCCAUGAUACAGAUUUAAAGUCUUUGAUUUUCCCCUGAAAAUUGGUGUGGACACACAGCGAGGUGUUCUGCUGUGAUGGUAAAUCGUGAACCGUGCUGGUUCGCUGGAAGCAACGCGAGACUUGGCUCCAUACUUUAAACAUUAGGAACGAGGAGCCACGAGACCCGCCAACAGGUGUAAGCCCGGGCACGCGCCAUGGAUGAUUCUGGCAUCAUCCGAAGACGGAGGCUCCAGAAGGAUCUACCUCUGCCUCGAAAAAGUAGCAGUUGCCGAACCAGUAACCGGAAGAGCCUCAUCCUGACCAGUACUUCCCCCACCCUGCCAAGGCCGCACUCUCCAUUGCCCGGACACAUAGGAAGCAGUCCACUGGACAGCCCGCGCAACUUCUCACCAAGUGGACCUGCCCACUUCUCGUUUGCCUCAUCUCGAAGGGCUGAUGGUCGUAGGUGGUCUUUGGCAUCUCUGCCUUCCUCAGGAUAUGGCACCAAUACACCCAGUUCAACGUCGUCCAGCUCAUCUCAGGAGCGUCUUCACCAGCUGCCCUUUCAGCCAACCAUGGAUGAGCUGCACUUCCUGUCAAAGCACUUUGGCAGCACAGAGAGCAUCACAGACGAUGACGGGGGACGCCGUUCGCCGCAUGUGCGCCCUCGCUCCAGAAGCCUCAGCCCGGGGCGCUCUCCAUCCUGCUAUGACAAUGAAAUAGUGAUGAUGAACCAUGUCUACAAGGAACGCUUUCCCAAGGCAACAGCUCAGAUGGAGGAGAGGCUCGCAGAGUUCAUCCUGAAUUACUCUCCAGAGAACGUUCUGCCUCUGGCUGACGGAGUCCUCAGUUUCAUCCACCACCAGGUCGCUGAGAUGUCCAGAGACUGCCUAACCAAAUCACAUGAGGGGUUGAUUACAAGUGUUUACUUCCGAGAGCUGCAGGAGAAUCUGGAGAGGCUGUUGCAUGAUGCGUAUGAACGCUCAGAGAGUUCAGAGCUGACCUUUGUGACUGAGCUGGUCAAAAAGCUCUUCAUCAUUAUAUCUCGUCCUGCCAGGCUGCUGGAGUGUUUGGAGUUCAAUCCAGAAGAGUUUUACCAUCUACUGGAGGCUGCAGAGGAUCAUGCCAAAGAGGGACAACUAAUGAAAGCAGACAUCCCCAGAUAUAUCAUCAGUCAGUUGGGGCUGACCCGAGAUCCAUUAGAAGAAAUCGUGAGCCUUGACAGUUAUGACAGCGAGGGUCCCCAUACUCCAGAGACAGAUGACUCAGCGGAGGGAAAAGGCAAAUCCAUCAAGCCACCCUGUGAGGAAGACUUUCAGACCAUCAAACUGAUCAGCAAUGGAGCUUAUGGUGCGGUCUAUCUGGUGAGGCACAGGGAGACACGUCAGCGAUUUGCCAUGAAGAAGAUUAACAAGCAGAAUCUGAUACUGAGGAAUCAGAUCCAGCAGGCAUUUGUGGAGAGGGACAUCCUUACCUUUGCAGAGAACCCUUUUGUAGUCUCCAUGUUCUGUUCCUUCGAAACGCGCCGCCAUCUCUGCAUGGUUAUGGAAUAUGUGGAAGGAGGUGACUGUGCCACUUUGUUGAAGAACAUUGGAGCUCUGCCUGUGGAGCUCGCAAGAAUGUAUUUUGCUGAAACUGUUUUGGCCUUGGAAUAUCUGCACAAUUAUGGUAUUGUUCACAGGGACCUGAAACCUGACAAUCUACUGAUCACCUCCAUGGGGCACAUUAAGCUAACAGACUUCGGUUUGUCAAAAAUGGGUCUAAUGAGCCUUACCACCAACCUGUAUGAAGGACACAUAGAGAAAGAUGCUCGGGAAUUCCUGGACAAACAGGUCUGUGGGACCCCUGAGUACAUCGCUCCUGAGGUGAUUCUCCGUCAAGGCUAUGGAAAACCCAUUGAUUGGUGGGCCAUGGGCAUCAUCCUCUAUGAGUUCCUGGUGGGCUGUGUGCCUUUCUUUGGAGACACUCCUGAGGAGCUCUUUGGACAGGUCAUCACAGAUGACAUCGUUUGGCCAGAUGGUGAUGAUGCUUUGCCUGCAGAUGCCCAGGCCCUGAUCUCUGCUCUGUUACAGACCAACCCUCUUGUAAGGCUGGGCACAGGUGGAGCGUUUGAGGUCAAGCAGCACUCCUUCUUUUCUACACUGGACUGGAACAGUUUGUUGAGACAGAAAGCAGAGUUUGUCCCCCACCUGGAGUCUGAGGAAGAUACCAGCUACUUUGAUACCCGCUCAGAUCGUUACCGCCACAUCAACACAUACGAUGAGGAUGACACCAAUGAUGAUGAGCCUGUGGAGAUCAGACAGUUCUCCUCUUGCUCUCCUCGCUUCAGUAAGGUUUACAGCAGCAUGGAGCAUCUUUCCCAGCUGGAACAGAAAGCAACAACCUCUGUGUCCCGUCGGGAGCACAGGAGCCCACGGGAGGACAAGGUGACAAAAAGAGAGAGCCUGGGAAGCUUCGGCAUGAGGGAAAAGAGCUGGAGGACUGGAUCCCCUGAGAUGAAGCGCCUUUCUUGUUCUGAGUCUCUGUACAUGGAAGGAGAUGCAAGUCCUCCUCUUGGUGCCAGGCGACGCUUCUCAGCUUUGAUGGACACUCAUCGUUUCGCCUCACCUUCUGAAGGGGAGCCAGAUUCCCUGACCCGCCAGAACCUCAUGAAGUUCCGAGGAACCUCGCUGGAUGGGACGACUGUCCCUUCGCCAAGCCUCCUGGAGCACAGGCCCUUAGUGAGGGAGAUCAAUGGAGCAGACAAAUCAUCCAGACUUGGAGAGAACACCAGCGUAAGCUCAACCAUCGUGACAUUAUCCCCCGGUCCUGCCGCACCCAGUCGAGAUGUGAUCACUCCUCUGUAUGACCCUCUGGGGCCCAGAGCCACCAAUGACCUAGUCCUCCGGCGGGCACGCCACCAUCACUUAUCUGGUGAUGGAGAAAAACGGAACUCCAGACAAGGAAACAAGGUCAUCAAGUCAGCGUCUGCCACAGCUCUGUCUGUCAUCAUCCCAUCAGUGGAGCAACACGGUGGCUUCUCUCCACUGGCUAGCCCCAUGUCGCCCCACUCUUUCUCCUCCAACCCCUCGUCGCGCGACUCCUCACCCAGCAGAGACUUCUUUCCUGCAGUCAGUGUUCUCCGCGCCCCUAUCACAAUUCAUCGCUCUGGAAAGAAGUACGGCUUUACCCUAAGGGCUAUCAGGGUCUACAUCGGAGACAGUGACAUCUACAGUGUCCAUCACAUGGUUUGGCAUGUGGAGGACGGAGGCCCCGCUCAGGAAGCUGGUCUGUGCGCAGGUGACCUAAUAACGCAUGUCAAUGGUGAGCCUGUCCACGGUUUGGUCCACACUGAAGUGGUUGAACUCAUCCUCAAGAGUGGGAACAAGGUGACAGUGACAACCACGCCUUUUGAGAACACCUCCAUUAAAGUUGGCCCCGCCCGUAAAGCCAGCUACAAGUGCAAGAUGGCUCGACGAAACAAAAGGACAGCUGGGAGAGAAAGCCAGGACAGUAAGAAGCGCAGCUCGUUGUUUCGUAAGAUCACAAAGCAGUCCAAUCUUCUCCACACCAGCCGCAGUCUGUCCUCUUUGAAUCGCUCACUAUCCUCCAGUGAGAGUCUUCCUGGCUCUCCAACUCAUAGCCUGUCUACCAGAUCCCCAACUCAGGGCCACCGCUCAACCCCUGAGCCCUCUUACCUUGGUGCUUCUUCCCAGAGUAGCUCUCCUGCCUCGAGCACUCCAAACUCACCCUCUCCCUCUCAACACAUGAGGCCCAGCUCCUUGCAUGGCCUGUCUCCAAAACUUCACCGCCAGUAUCGCUCUGCCCGUUGUAAGUCUGCUGGAAACAUUCCACUGUCCCCUCUGGCACACACCCCCUCCCCUACUCAGUCUUCCCCUCCAGCAAUGCCAGGCCACACAAUAGGGAGUUCCAACACAACACAGUCCUUCCCUGCAAAGCUCCAUUCCUCGCCACCAGUGGUCCGCCCCAGGCCGAAGAGCGCAGAGCCCCCACGGUCACCUCUCCUCAAGCGGGUGCAAUCGGCAGAGAAGCUCGGCUCACCUCUGACCCAGUCCAGUUCUACUGGAGGGCUUGGGGGUCCACUAAGGAAGCACAGCCUAGAGGUGCAGCACUCUGAGUACCGCAAAGAUGCCUUUUUCUGUGAACUUGGGCUUCAGAGCCUGCUGGAGACAGAAGGAGAAAAUCUGCCUCCCAAUGUGCCACCAUUGCCCGCAUCCUCCACCACCCCAGAGACUGGUGUACUGAAGCCUGUGAGGAGACUUGGGAGACAGGAGUCACCACUCAGCAGGGAGACUCUGCUGGCUGGAAGGGAGAAGGAAGAGAGAGAAAGAGGAAGGGACAGAGACAGGGAGAAAGACAGAGAGAUGGGGAUAAACCAAGCAGUUGGGCCAGGGUCACAGUCAUCCUUGGCAAGAAAAUCCCAUGCAAGUGAUAUAAACAUGAACUCCAAACAAAGUGAAGAAACCAGUAAACUCAUAACCCCUGGUUCUCCUAUAAAAACUGCAGGCAUACCCCAUACACAACUGGAAGUUAGAAACAGCAAAGAUCUCCAGCUCAAGCAACAAGUAGGAAAACCUGAGCCUAAGCAUGAGGGGGAUGACAAAAAUAAGUCCUAUCUAACAACCGCUGCCUUCAACAAGAGCUCGUCUACUCCGGACAAAUCCAGUGGAAUCAAUACAGCCGUGACAGGAGCUUCUCUGAGCGUAAAUACGACUUUUAAGUCAUCAGGUAUGGGAAACAGCCAACGGAAGUCUGACAGCAACGAUUCAAGAGCUGCAGAGCUCGUCUCCAAAAGCCCCAAACUCCCAGCUCGGGUCCUGGCUCCUGCGGUUCCCUCACAUGGGCAGCCGCUUUCACUGGGCAAAGUGAGGCAGGGGUUGGGCCCCGUUAAUUGUUACAGGGGAACUCUUGACUGGGAGGACAAAUGUCGGCUGGAAGUGGUGGAAGAGCAUUCACCCUCUCCUUCUCCCUCCCCAACAGCUGUCACACCCUCCCUCUGUGGACCUUCGCUGUGUAAGUCGCGGCCCAUUUCCCCUGGAGACAAAACAAGCUUCGUCAGCCAGCUCACCACCGUGGCCAAAAAUGUCCUCGGACCAAUCAAGCUAGGCUCUACAGAGGGAACUAAGAAUAAAGAGCAGCAGAACAAGGCAUCAGAGGAGAAGCAGGGAGCUGCCACUGGGAAGUCUGACAUUCCUACAGGAGCUCGGGUGGUUCUGGGCGCUGCAGUGGUGACUCAAAGUCCCGGCAGUUCUCGGCUUGAAAAAGCAGCAACACCUGGGAACCAGCCAAAAAUGUGACCCCCUGGAUCUUUAAAUCAAACUUUAGUAGAAAAUAGGAAAAAUGUCUUUUUGUUUGGGGGGACAGAAAAACAGAUGACAGGCACUUACAGAUGUACAUUCCAGUUUCAUAGUAUAAAAAGUCUUAUUUAUUAAUUAAAUCCUUGAAUAAAUCUAAUGUAAAAGCAGUAAAAACACAACUGUAAAGGUGCAUUAACUGUUGGUUUUCUAUGAUGCAUAAUUUAUUAAGACACAGUCGUGUAAAGUGAAACACUUUAUCAGAUAUAUAUGUGUGGGUCAAUGUGAAUGCAUGUUAUAUUCUAUGUACUGUAUGUGCACAAUAGGUACAAGAGGGUCAAAAAGUGCUUUACUGAUCAAAACAUGCUGAAUACUGUGAAUACCAAAUUCUGUAACUCUUUUUUCAAUUAGACCAUUCUGUUUUUUAUUACUGCUGUUCAAAAUGGGAGAGUAAAUUCAUGAAGCUGUAAUAUUUACAUUAAGCAGCACAUAUUACACACAGCAUCGAUUUGGCUUCUGUGGAAAAGCAGCAACACAAUUAGGCAUGUUUCCUCAUCAUACGACAGUUUACCUUCUCUGACCGUUCAGAUGAAGCCACAGUGACCCUCUGUCAUUGAAUGUUACAUUAGGACCUGUCCAACUCCCAGUCUGUCACAGAGGCUUGUCUGCAAGCAUGUGUUUAUCCUCUCCUUCAGCACCGAUCAUUCUUGAAGGCUGCAGAGGUGAAAGGGAACGACUGAACUCAGGCUCAGUGCUUAUCUCGUCCUCGCAGGAAGGCCGCAACAGCCUUUCUUGUCCCUCUGCCUCUCAGUGCAGCCAUGUGCAGAAAAACUAAAAAAACAUUUCCAUUGCCACAGGAGACAGCUCUGUCAGACACUGAUUUCAAUACUUAUUAAUCUAUACUCCUGUUAUGGUCUGUGAAGCAGGACACAAGUCUCCUUGUGAGUGUGAUUUGAAAUGGUUUAAACGUGUGUGUGUUUUCUGGGAGCCAUUACGCUUAUUAAGGCAACAUGACAGAAAGCACCCUGGAAAUUUGUAGUUAGUUAUCCAGGGACAGUUGGACGCCAGCAGGAUUAAAAACCUCUAAUUGACUUAUGGCACUUUCGCAAAGGAGGCUGAUUAUACUGUAGGACACAGUACAGAGUAUAUACGUCAUAAGCACAUAUAUAUUAAACUGAAACGUUUUCAGCCAGGCAGUUACUGAUGUAGCAUGAAAUAAAUUGUUGAAGGGCUCUCUGGCUAAAGCAGAGGUUGUGCAGAUAAACCUGAAAUAUUACAAUAGACCAGUAAUCCAAUGCUUAAAAAGGUUUAUCUGUUGUAAAAUCAAAGUGACUGUUUAGUGCAACGCAAUUAUAAAGAUUUUUACCUAUGUCAAAGUUCAGAUAGUUUUUCACAGGACCCAAAUUUCUUCUGCCAGUAAUUCGCAACAUUAUUUAUAUCUUGUAACAGUUUAUGUGUUACAAUGAACCUCAUUGUAUUUUUAGGCGGGGCUUUUAUGUAACGGACCAACACAAAGUAGAAAAUGUUUAUGUUGUGGAACGAAAAAUGUGGCUUGUGGCAGAUUUAAUUAGGAAUUCUUAUGGCUCUCUUUCAAAAAUGGCUGUCUUUCCCCUCUUCCAUACAGAUCAGUUUUGUGAAGUACAUAAAUAAAAAUUGUCUUGUCCACAGAUUCUCCCUCCUUAGCUCUGAAUCUCUGCAGCUCCUCUAAAGUUACAAUAGACCUGUUGGCGGCUUCUUUUUUUGUCUUCGCGUGUCCUGUCUUGGCAUUUCAGGUGUACCACAUAGAGAAGCUGUUUGCCUACAUGUGCCAGGGGAGUUAUAAGCUUCAAAAAUGAUAUCACAAUUCUAAUUGUGUGAUUAAUUUUGUUUAAUCAGGACUGCCACUGGCCUCAAAGUGGACAGGCCAUAGCUUGCAACACUCAAUGCCCCACAGCAGUAAAGGGCAGGUAGAGAGAUCCGCUGAAGGACGCAGCAGACAAGGCAUCACUUCAGAGCAGCCGUACGCCUGACAGAGGAAGGUCAGUCAGUGACGGGCAGAGGCAGCAGUACCCCAGGCCAAAGAGGCACAGGGAAAGACAACCCCCUGACCCAGCACUGUGGCUACUUCCCAUUGUGCAGGUCAAACCAGGAAUCCAGAGAACCCUUCCACCAUAGUUCCCAGCACAUCCCUGUGAAGACGCCGGAACUCAGAAGGAGGGAGGACACAUUAUGCUGACCUGGGACUUACCUUUGUUGCACCUGAAUAGGAAUAUAUAGCACACUAUUUAAAUUGUUUAUGUGGGAAAAUUGUCAUGUAUCUACGCCUUCAAUUUCACAAUUAUGUGAGGUUUGUAUUGGUCUAUUAUGAUACUCUCCUUAUGCGCAAGCAUCCUAGCCCAUUUUAAGCAUGUAUCUAUUGUAUGUAAUUCAUGCAAUUUGUCUUUGAUUUAUUUUGAUUCAUUCAACUUUAGCAGAAAAAAAACAAAAAAAAAAAAAAACAUCUCAGCCAAGAGCAGCAUAUGAAUUUGGUAAAGUUUAAAAACUGAACUAUAUGUUUACAUUUAUUCCUCAACAAUAUUUUUUAGGACUUGGGUGCACACUGAUUUUACUAAAUCAGCCCCUCAUGUUAUCCAAUGAGAAAUUAAGUCUGCAAGAGGCUACAGGAAAGUUCUAAACCUGAUUUCUUUUACAUGCAGUGGUCGUUGACAUAAAAUCAUACCCUAUACUAUAGAUGCCUCAAAGGAUUUUCAUACAUUCAGGUAGAACUCUACUGCCAUCUACUGGUUCCCAAUGAUGACGGUUAACCAUGUUUAAUAUAAAGAUAGCUGGUGUGUUUGUUGCAGGGUUGAUGCUACAAACCAUAGUUGUUCUAAAUAUGCAUUGAUGUUUCUGAACAAAGAUCUGCAGUAAUUAUCAACUGAACACUUGGAGUAAAAAAUAUUUUCUCUUGUGUUCUUCUUUGACUGUUAAUUUUAUAUUUGGAUUCCAAUUUUGAAUAUAAUGUAUGCAUAUUUCUUACAGAUAGUUGUGUUUCUUUUAUCCUAAUGUAACAAUGGAAACGUCAUCAGUAACUGAAACAAGAUUGUGUUUUAUUUCCAUAUUCCUGCUGUAUCCCUGUCAGUGGUGUCAACAGAAGAACAUUUUUUCAGUGUUUUAAACUGACAGAGAGAAUAUCAUCCAGGCACUUUAUUUGAGAGAAAAAUAUCUUUGGUUUGGCACUGCUUCUAAGUAACCAGAGGCUAAAAAUUAUAGAUAGUAUAAAUUAUCACAGUAAUCCAAGUAUAAACAUUCCACUCCUCUCUGUUCAAUCAGUGUAUUUAGUUGUUCCACUGGGGUAUUUUUGUUUGUGAUAGAUGAAGAGGCCUGAAGUGCAGUAUGUUGAAUAAAGUAAAGAGAUUUGUUCUGAAACCUU